AUGGCUGAUGUUGAGAUGCAAGACGCUAGUUCCGCGAAGGACAAGGUAGCCAAGACCUCCAAGUCUGGAGCCGGCGAGGCCUCGGAAGGGAAGAAGCGCUUCGAAGUUAAGAAAUGGAACGCCGUUGCGUUAUGGGCCUGGGACAUUGUGGUUGACAACUGCGCCAUUUGCCGGAAUCACAUUAUGGAUCUAUGUAUCGAAUGCCAGGCCAACCAGGGCUCGUCGACCACGGAGGAGUGCACUGUGGCAUGGGGAAUUUGUAACCAUGCGUUUCACUUUCACUGCAUUUCGAGAUGGCUAAAGACUCGACAAGUCUGUCCGUUGGAUAACAGGGACUGGGAGUUCCAAAAAUACGGACGGUAA
Molecule: messenger RNA, 363 nt
Organism: Talaromyces rugulosus
Lineage: Eukaryota; Fungi; Ascomycota; Eurotiomycetes; Eurotiales; Trichocomaceae
Exons: 4
Coding region: 1-363 (120 amino acids)
Biological process (GO): ubiquitin-dependent protein catabolic process; protein ubiquitination
Cellular component (GO): cullin-RING ubiquitin ligase complex; nucleus
Molecular function (GO): zinc ion binding; cullin family protein binding; ubiquitin protein ligase activity
Source: RefSeq, a predicted model, not a curated record